CACGUCAUUAUAAUAUCCAGUAGGGCGUAACAGCGGAAGAAAAGGAGUGGUGGAUCUUUAUAAAAGCCGCUUUUGGACCAUACCGAAGAAAGUGCAGAUAAAGAAUGAAAUCAUUUACUUUUCAACUUUUAAAGUCACCAAUUGACAAAGAGCAUAGCGCGCAUCCUACAGAACCGAUGCUGUUGUAGGCUGCUGACAGAUGACAACCUCGCUUGCAGAUCGUUCAUUCAGCAAACAUCAGGGCAUUAUCAAAAAAUAUGGAAUGUAAACGCUCGCCAUUUGUAGACCAGAAGCCUGAGACAACCUCCCCAAAAAACCUCUGUGCUUCAUGAGAGCACCGUUGGAUUAUCAAAUCGAAUCAAAACACAAACAAAAUAAAGCUUUACCUGGCAGAUGGUGGAUGCUUCCUUCUAGAAAGACAGCAAACCAAAGGAAUAAGAGAUUUUAUGUGCAUUUCUUGCAUUUUUAAUCAAACAAGUCUUUUUGUGCGCUAAGUAACCUAAACAUGUUAAAAACGGGACCAGUGAUGGAGGCGGCGGAUAUCGCAGUUGUCGCACUUUAUUUUGUCCUUGUGUUCGUUAUUGGUCUCCUCGCCAUGUGGAAGGCAAACCGCAGCACUGUCAGUGGCUACUUUUUGGCGGGCCGAACUAUGAAUUGGGCGGUGAUUGGCGCCUCGUUGUUUGUGAGCAACAUUGGUAGCGAGCAUUUCAUUGGCCUUGCUGGAUCUGGUGCGGCGAGCGGUUUUGCAGUGGGUGCCUGGGAGUUCAAUGCCCUCCUGCUUCUGCAGCUGCUGGGAUGGGUUUUUAUCCCAGUCUAUAUCCACUGUGGAGUUUAUACCAUGCCAGAGUACCUUUCCAAGCGUUAUGGGGGCAAGCGGCUUAAGGUUUACUUUGCGGCCCUUUCGAUUUUACUCUACGUAUUUACUAAAAUCUCUGUGGACUUGUAUGCGGGAGCUCUCUUCAUCCAGGAGUCUCUCGGUUGGAACCUCUACCUGUCAAUCAUCCUGCUGAUUUCUAUGACAGCCUUGCUGACAGUGACAGGUGGACUGGUGGCGGUGAUCUAUACAGACACCCUACAAGCUGUGCUUAUGAUUUGCGGGGCAUUAACCCUUACUAUCAUCAGCCUGGUGAAAGUGGGGGGUUUAGAAGGUGUACGGGAAAAAUACAUGCUGGCUGUCCCGAAUGUCACUGCCAUUUUGGCUAACAACAACUUUAGCUUUACAUACACCAACUCUUGCCGAAUCCAACCAAAGCCACAUUCGCUCCAGCUCCUACGAGGGCCGCUUGAUGAGGACAUCCCAUGGCCGGGCUUCCUGUUGGGUCAGACACCUGCAUCUAUUUGGUACUGGUGUGCUGACCAGGUCAUUGUACAGAGAGUGUUAGCUGCCAAGAAUAUCGCCCAUGCCAAAGGCUCUACUCUUAUGGCAGGUUUACUCAAGAUCCUUCCCAUGUUCAUCAUCGUCAUUCCAGGAAUGAUUUCAAGAAUAUUGUUCCCAGAUGAGCUGGUGUGCAUCGGACCAGAGCACUGCAUGGCCGUGUGUGGCAGUCAGGCUGGUUGCUCCAACAUCGCCUACCCUCGGCUGGUCAUGAGCGUAAUGCCGGUGGGUCUGCGAGGGUUAAUGAUGGCUGUCAUGAUAGCUGCCCUUAUGAGUGACUUGGAUUCAAUUUUCAACAGUGCUAGCACCAUCUUCACUUUGGACAUUUAUAAAAUGCUGCGUAUGCGCGCCACAUCCCGGGAGCUGGUGGUGGUUGGCAGGUUGUUUGUGGUGUUCAUGGUUUUUAUCAGCAUUGCUUGGGUGCCUGUCAUUAUUGAGAUGCAAGGUGGCCAGAUGUACCUGUACAUUCAAGAAAUGGCGGGAUACCUCACACCUCCUAUAGCUGCUCUCUUUCUGCUGGGAGUCUUCUGGAAGCGUUGCAAUGAGACUGGAGCAUUUUGGGGCGGCAUGACUGGGUUCACCCUAGGCACCACCCGACUCAUCCUUGGCUUUGUAUAUCGUGAGCCGAGAUGCGACCAGCCGGAUGAACGACCGUUUUUUAUCACGCACGUUCAUUAUAUGUAUAUCGCUGCUGGGCUAUUUUGGAUCUCUGGCAUGGUGGCUGUGAUUGUCAGUUUGUGCACAUCACCCCCAGAAAAAGAUAAAAUCCAACGUACUACAAUCUGGGGCUUAAGGGAACUUAAAAAACUUACUGUGACCGAACGAAAGGAAAUUUAUAAACUCGAUAAGAAUCAGUCGUGCAAUAGCGAUUUUAAGAAAGAUGUGCCCGAGGAUGUCCAGAACGAGAGAUGUCUUGAUGGGGCUGACAUUAAACUUCUUACACCCUCCACCUGUGACCAAGAUCCCAAGACCCCCAGCACGGCAUCAACGCCUAUGGAGCUGUACAGCAAUGGUCAUGCAGAGCUUCUGAAUCAAAAUAGUGAAAGUAGAUGUGAUGAUGAGAGUUGCCUACAAGUGUUUGACUGGAUUUGUAGGCAUAAGCAAAAUACAUCUGCUGCCCAACCUAAAAUCAUUGAGGAAGAUGAAGCAACUGUCUGUGAAAUGCUUCAUGAACCCCCAAAGAUCAAAUUUGUACUGAACUGUGGCCUGAUAGUUGUCUGUUCACUGGGAAUUUUCAUGUUUGUGUACUUCUCUUUGUAAUGUGCUUAACCCGCGGUUACAAUGAAGACUGUGUAUGGACAGCACAUGUAUAUAAUCUAUUUGUUAUUACAAGCCAUCUAGGGUCUGUAAUAUUUACAGUGUGCUUUUUCCCAUAUAUAACUUCUUUUAGAGAACAUUUUUGAAUCAUACUGAUAGAAGUGAUUUAAUCUUUUUCCUUGGAAAAUAGUUCAGCUUCUACUUGUUAUGUUUUGACAACCAAAUGCAAACUGUAUAUUUUCUAUAGUUUAUAAAAAGACACACUAAGCCUCAUGCUGUUUUUUUGUAAAGAGUGGUGAAUUUUGCUCUAUUGUAUGCAGUCCUAUACUAAAACAAGCUCAAUUUUGCUGCCUUAAGUAUUUGCGUUUCUGAGUGUGUGGUGGUUGUAGUUGUAAGCACUAUAAGGACUUGACCUCACUGAUGAAUUUGCCACCUGUAUGUCUUCAAUGGAUAGGAUAUUAUAUCCAACUCUGAAUAUUUUUUAAAAUUUGAUAAAAGUUUGUGUCAAAUGAAACAAAACAAUGACAUUUCAGUGAGAUAAGGUGGUAAAUUUAUCAUGUCUUUAGGUUUUAUAAAUAAUAAUAAAAAAAAACACUGUCUUGUGCAUAUAAAUAUGCUUGUGCCAUCUAAACUUGGUACCAUUUUCUUGUUGUACAUGUCUAAGUACAAGUGAAUAUUUAAGUCUUUUGGUUGUCAGUAACUAGGUCAAUUGUAAUUGUAACUAUAUAUGUCUUUUACUGUAUUUUUUUGAUAAUGUGUAAAUAAUUUCCUUAGGUGGGGCUACAUUCAUCGGACAUUUGUAAUAAAAAAGUCAAAUGCCUUUCAUGCAAAGGCACUUAAACAACUGAUUUGUGCUCAUUUUGGGAAUAUAGUGUAGUUAAGGUACAAAAUGUAUUACUGCAAUACAACUCAACCAGCACAUGCUGGUUAUCUGUGUGGUUACCUGUUUAAACUUAUUAAAUGACCAUCACAAUCACCACAACAACAACAAAAA
Misgurnus anguillicaudatus (oriental weatherfish) is the source of this 3626-nucleotide messenger RNA. RefSeq names its product solute carrier family 5 member 3b (gene slc5a3b). Lineage: Eukaryota; Metazoa; Chordata; Actinopteri; Cypriniformes; Cobitidae. The record is from RefSeq and is a predicted model, not a curated record. Gene Ontology annotation, molecular function: D-glucose:sodium symporter activity. Gene Ontology annotation, biological process: inositol metabolic process; myo-inositol transport; transmembrane transport. Gene Ontology annotation, cellular component: plasma membrane.